Dermacentor andersoni is the source of this 590-nucleotide messenger RNA. RefSeq names its product small ribosomal subunit protein eS10-like. The record is from RefSeq and is a predicted model, not a curated record. NCBI's taxonomy places the organism in Eukaryota, Metazoa, Arthropoda, Arachnida, Ixodida, Ixodidae. Gene Ontology annotation, molecular function: structural constituent of ribosome; RNA binding. Gene Ontology annotation, cellular component: cytosolic small ribosomal subunit.
GUGCUUUCCCUUCCUUUUCCGCUUAGCUUUCAUGUCGGGCGCAUUGUAGCCGAUUGAAGGUUCAACAUGUUGAUGCCCAAGAAGAAUCGCGUGGCCAUCUAUGAAUAUCUGUUCAAGGAGGGUGUCCUUGUGGCAAAAAAGGAUUUUCACGCACCCAAGCACCCCGAACUUGAGGCCAUCCCAAACCUCCAAGUGAUCAAGGCGUUGCAGUCCCUCAAGUCACGUGGCUAUGUGAAGGAACAGUUUGCGUGGCGCCACUACUACUGGUACCUCACCAACGAGGGCAUUCAGUAUCUGCGAGACUUUCUGCACCUGCCACCAGAGAUUGUGCCUGCCACCUUGAAGAAGCAGUCUCGCCAGGAGGCACCUAGCCGUAGGCCCAAGAUGACACAAGACAUGCAGAGCAAGACGACAGAUGACCGCAGCGACUACAGGAGAGCACCAGGUCUGGACAAGAAGGGCGACGUAGGACCAGGAACAGAUACCAACUUUGAUUUCCGGGGAGGCUUCGGACGUGGCCGUGGAGCUCCUCAGUAAAACAGUUCCAACGCUCGUCUAGAGGCAUGUGAAUAAACUUGCUGCAGACAGAA